Molecule: messenger RNA, 7419 nt
Organism: Etheostoma spectabile (orangethroat darter)
Lineage: Eukaryota; Metazoa; Chordata; Actinopteri; Perciformes; Percidae
Gene: gli1
Product: GLI family zinc finger 1
Exons: 13
Coding region: 397-4854 (1485 amino acids)
Biological process (GO): regulation of transcription by RNA polymerase II; smoothened signaling pathway
Cellular component (GO): nucleus
Molecular function (GO): DNA-binding transcription factor activity, RNA polymerase II-specific; RNA polymerase II cis-regulatory region sequence-specific DNA binding
Source: RefSeq, a predicted model, not a curated record
GAAGGGGGUGCGCAUUCCCGCAUUGGCUGUGCAACCAACUCCAGGGCGCUUUGAGGGACUCCAUAGCCCGAACAUGGGGUUCAAUUUUGUCACUGUUUGCGUAAAGUGACUCUGAAAUAAAAAGCUAUGGAAAAGCACGUCUGAAACAGUUUAUAGUGUCGGUUUCUCUGAAGAAUUCAGUUCUCCAUCCGAGUGCGUCUUGCCAGAAAGUCGAGAGAAAGAGAGGGAGAGAGAGAGAAAGAAGGGAGGCUUUACUGGGAAUUCAGACUUUCGCAGUCCUUGGACACUGAGCUCUUCCAAGGACUCUGGGAAUCAAGUCAAAAAGUUUCAUGCUGAGUGUUCCUGCAUUAACCUGAGGUCCAGGGUGUACGGGGAGCAGUAGGUCUCGGAGCUCCAAUGCCAGUGGACAUGCAGCCACACCAGGGGCUGUAUCACUAUGAGACCUCACCCAGCCAGCCCUCCAGGGGCCUAGUCCCAUCAGAACAGUCUCCCUACAGCGAUGUGUCCUCGCUGCGUGCCCCAAUCCUCAAUGGCCCCUCCCAGGACUGCCGCGCUAUGUAUAAUCACAUGACUACCAGCAUGACUCAUGGAUCAGGCCCAGGACAGGGGAUUGGCCACUGCAUGGAUCAAUAUAUGAGGCCUCCUCAGGCCCCACUGCCACACAGUAUGAUGGGCCACAGGGGGAUGCCGCCCACAGAGGGUGGCAAUAGCACCCCCUACUGUAACCAGAACAACAUGAUGUCCUCACAUCACAAUUUCUGCCAGAUUCAGCCUGGCUCUGAUCAGAUUGGCUCAGUCGAUGGCUCGAGGUUCUCCACGCCUCGUUCCAUGCUGAAGCUGAGUAAAAAGAGAGCUCUGUCCAUCUCUCCUCUGUCUGAUGCCAGUGUAGACCUGCAGACAGUGAUCCGCACAUCACCCAACUCCCUGGUUGCCUUUGUCAACUCUCGCUGCAACCCUAACGGGGCCAGUUCCUAUGGCCAUCUCUCUGUGAGCUCCAUGAGCCCGUCCCUCGGCUAUUCCAGCAAUAUACACUGCCAAUCCAGGCAACAAGGUUCAAUGUAUGGAGGAGGCGGAGGAACGCCUUUGGGUGGACACACACCAGGUCCCUGCCAAGGUUCCCGCUUACCCCCCCACAAUCCUCGGCUUCACGCUCCACCCAAGCAUGGACACCUAAAAACAGAGCCAGGGCUGGGAGGUAUGAUGGAUGGCAUGAAUGUGAAGAGCCUGGAGGAGAGGUCAGAGGGAGAUGUGGCCAGUCCUUCUUCCACUGGCACUCAGGACCCCCUCCUGGGUCUACUGGAUGGCAGGGAUGACUUGGACAAGGAGGAUGGGAAGCCUGAACCAGAGGCCAUCUAUGAAACCAACUGCCACUGGGAGAGCUGCAGCAAGGAAUUUGACACACAAGACCAGCUAGUUCAUCAUAUCAACAAUGAGCACAUCCAUGGAGAAAAGAAGGAGUUUGUGUGUCACUGGCAGGAGUGCUCUCGAGAACAGAGGCCUUUCAAAGCCCAGUACAUGCUGGUUGUUCAUAUGCGCAGACACACAGGAGAGAAGCCACAUAAGUGCACUUUUGAAGGUUGUAAUAAGGCCUACUCUCGCCUGGAGAAUUUGAAGACCCACCUGCGCUCUCACACCGGAGAAAAACCAUACGUGUGUGAACAUGAAGGUUGCAACAAGGCCUUCUCCAAUGCUUCAGACCGGGCCAAGCAUCAGAACCGAACUCACUCCAAUGAGAAACCAUAUGUAUGUAAGAUUCCUGGCUGCACUAAGCGGUAUACAGAUCCAAGCUCUUUGCGUAAACAUGUUAAGACUGUGCACGGCCCUGAAGCCCACAUAACCAAGAAGCAUCGUGGAGACACAGGACCUCGACUCCCUGGUUCAGCUAUGACCCCUGGAGGCCAGAGCUCUGAACUACUGCUGGAGAAAGAGGAGACACGCAGGGAGGACUGCAAACUGUUGGCUCCUGAGACUGCUCUGAAAUCCCAGCCAAGCCCUGGUGGUCAAUCAUCAUGCAGUAGCGAACGUUCUCCGCUGGGGAGCGCCAAUAACAAUGACAGUGGGGUGGAGAUGAACCUAAAUGCAGCUGGCAGUCUGGAGGAUCUCACAGCCCUGGAGGAUGGAGUUGCAGGUGGAGGAGGGGAGCCAGGAAGUGUAGGAACAAUGGGAAUGUCAGCACAGGCUUUAAAGAGGCUGGAGAACCUGAAGAUUGACAAGCUUAAGCAAAUCCGCAGGCCAACCCCUCCUGGCCGCUGUGCUAAUAACAAGCUACCUGCACUUUCUGGUCCAGGGGAGAAUAUGGGAAUGUGUGCACCUUCUCCGCUCCUCUCUAAUCGACGAGUCAUGGAGCUGUCCAGUCACGAGUUAGGAGGUGGCACAUCCAUUGGCUGCUCUUCUAAUGACAGGAGAGGAAGUGGCACCAGCAGCCUAAGCUCUGCAUAUACCGUCAGCCGUCGGUCCUCCAUGGUGUCUCCUUACCUGUCCAGUCGGCGCUCAAGUGAGGUCUCACAAAUGGGAGGAACGGGAGGGGGAGGGUGUCACCUUCUUGGCCCAGAGCAGAGUGUUGGAGACCCCCUCUCUCCUGAGACCAAUCGCAGAGGAGCUCCAUGUCUUGGAGGAGGAUUGCCAGGUCUUCCAAAUUUAACACCCGCCCAGCAAUACAGCCUAAAGGCUAAAUAUGCUGCAGCAACUGGUGGACCACCACCUACUCCUUUACCCAAUAUGGAGCAGCCAGGUACUCCACGCAGAAGAGGAGGUGUUUUGAGUGAGUACCAGGGGCAGCCUCUGCCUCCCUUCUUGCAACCAGGUGGGCCACGUAGGCAUAGUGCCAACACAGAGUAUGGCACUGGUGUUAUCUACCCUCACCAGGCUCCAGGUAACAACAGCAGGCGAGCCAGUGACCCGGUUCGAUCAGUAGCAGAUCCACAAGCUCUCCCCAAGCGCUUCAAUAGCCUUAAUAAUGUAGCUAUGAUGGGCCGAAGGAAUGCGCUGCAACACCGUGGCUCUGACACCAGUCUUUCCCGCCACCUGUACUCCCCUCGUCCACCUAGCAUUACAGAGAAUGUAAUGAUGGAGGCUAUGGGUAUGGAGCCGCACCUUGUCCCGAUUGAUGCCAGGGAUCGUUCCAUGAUGAUGCCCCCUGGAGAGAGAAGCUUCAUGGGAUACCAGCAACAACAUCAAACUCUUGGAGGAGUUGGAGGUUCUCUUGGAAACCAACUGUCCCCAAGCCAUGACUCUCUGAGCUGCCCAGACCAGGGUUACAUACAGGGACACUACCAGAACCAGGGAGGGGAAGUCACUUCCAGGGCUGGUGGAAAUCCAAUGGGCCAAGCAAGGCCUAGUCACUCAGAGGGCAUGUCUAAUACACUUCUCCAGCAGGCCGAGUACAGUAUGAGCACCUGCCAGCUCAGUCCCUCGGGACCCCAUUACCCUAGCAUAGGCCAAGGUGGUGAUGCUGUAGGCCCAUGGAGUGAUUCCCAUAGCCAAAUCCAAACUUCCAACCAUGCUCUCCAGAACCAGCGAGGAAUGCAGUAUUCAGAGACUAGCCUGCAGCAUCAACAGACACAAGCCCACUUCAACAAUCAGACAACCCUCUACAACAGUCAUGACGGAACCCACAAACUCACCAUCAAGCCUGAGCAGCAGUUUCACCCUGGGAUGGGAGGUGGAAAUGCCUGUCAAAGUGCAAAGCUCCAACAGCAACGGAUGCUCCUCCAGCAGACUCAGGGUUACCCACAACAGACAGGCCAGGUCCUAAUGAGGAACUCUAACAAUACCAGUGGUGGCUUUCAAGGGCAGAACCAGAACACCUUCCCCAGUGGAGGGGGCUUGAGCUUGGGCUGUGCUGGCACUGCGCUCUCAGAUGGGCAGAGGUCAGAAACCCCCAUGAUACAGGUGAAGGAGAUGAUGGUGAGGAACUAUGUACAGUCACAGCAAGCUCUCAUGUGGGAGCAGCAACAAGAACAGCAACAACAGCAGCUGCAGCAGAGUGGAAUAAAACCACCUCCGGCAUCUGAUAAUAUGGAUAUGAGUGCCCAGACAGCAAUGAUGCAGCCCAGUCCACAGCACCAAAACCAUAAUCUUUAUUCCAGCCAGCCCUAUCCAUCCUACCCCAACCAGAACCUGGUCAUGAGUCCUCCAGCCCACAGCCAAGUGCCCAGCUCUGUGACACCUAAAGACCAGCAGCUGACAGGUCUCCAAGGCUCAUGUUAUGCCCAGGAGAUGGUGGUGCCCAGGCCCCCUCAGGGACGGAAACCUCUCAGUCGCCAGAACAGCCUAUCACAGGUAGGAGGCUACCUCGCUAGCCCACCCCAACUCAGCCCUGUCCACUCCACUUCCAGCCCCAGGCGAGCAGUCCGACUUCCUCCAGUUCAGCAUCCACAGCACCAGCAAAACGAAAUGUUCUCUCCUUCCAAUAACAACAACAUGUACUAUUCGGGCCAGAUAAACAUGGAUAUGGACAAACACAUGGACGCCCAGAAUGGACCUUGUCUCAACCAGCAGCACAGUAUGGGGUCCAACCUGGACCCAUCAGGUGGUACAAAGCCUGUCCCUAUGACUCCCUAUCCUGAAUCUGGCCCCAUCUCCAAUGCCUUAGAAAACCUGGACCUGGAUAAUGCUCGCAUAGACUUCACCUCCAUCAUUGAUGAUGCUGAGUCUUCCUCAUAUAGCCCAAUCACCAAUCCCCUACAAGGUCAGCCUGGGUCUUCCUCCCAGGCCUCAUCUCGCCUCACCACCCCUCAGACUUCCAUCAGCCUAGCUGCAGGUUCUGGCCUGUCCAACAUGGCUGUAGGAGACAUGACGUCCAUGCUUACCUCUCUGGCUGGGGAGAAUAAAUACCUGAACACACUGUCUUAGAAGAAGACUGGGGCAUCUUUUUUCCAGAUGAACAAUCAAGUAGAGGCCUUGGCCAGUUCUUAAUGUUUUAAUUGAGAUCCCACAUGGAAAUGUAUGUACUGUAGCCCAGUAUCUAGAGGCAGGCCCGCCAUAUACGGGGGGGGGGGGUCAAAGGGUACAGAUGAUCCCUGAUGAUCCCCGCCCGAGGCUCAGGAGGAGUCCAUGCCAACGUCUAUGGCGCUGGAGGGUGUGAAUGAGGGUCCCAAUUUGUAACCGUAACCCCGUCCAUAAUUCCUGGCGACGGGGCUGUCCAGAGGUAACCAGCCGGGGGUUUUAAACACUCAAGUGCUGUUGCUUAUACUGAUUUUUUCCUGUUACAUUGCAAGAAAGUUCAGUUAGAGUAAGAUAGACAAAGUUUUGAAUGGACCAUUUCAUGUAAUGGAUCAUAAGUCAGGGCUGUUUUUUUUACAUCACCAUGAGCCUUUGGAUGUAAACCCAACAGCAUUAACUUUUAUUCAAGCCACGAUCAAGAACUGGCUAGGGGACUGUUGCUACUGUAUACCCAUGAUAUGUUGUAAUAUGUUUUGGUUGCAAGUUGAGACUAAGCUACUAAUGUGAUCCCAUCACAGGUUACAAAAUUGUAAGAAUCCCCACCCAAUACCUUAAAACCAAAGGUGCCUGAUCAACCUCCCUCACUGUAUUGUACCUUCGCUGCCUUGGUACUUGUUUUUUUUGUGCCUUACUGUAAGACACAGAUCAUUCCGGUCACAUGGGGCUCUGGCAACAGUGGAGCAGAGAAGGAUGCAUGUAAAUAAGUUUUAAAUAGGCCUACAUUUAUAUAUGUUGUGUAUAUGACAAUGAGACAGUGGAUAAAUCAUCCCGUCUUAUGAUAGACUGCUUGGAUUCUGGAGGCCAAUAUUCAGACAGGAGUUUGUAAGACGGUUGUUUGAAGAGCUGGGUGAAGACUAAAGUUCUGCUUUUAGUGAUUGAGAAAUUAUUUCUCGGUGCUACUAAAUAUUAAUCUGUAUUGCUAGGGAUUUCUUCUUCUUUUCAUGAAAAAAAAAACACUCUUCAUUGUGGAAUAUCAGUAUUCCCACACAUGCACAAAUGCAUUCAGAAACACACAGAUAGCCUAAACACAGCCACUCAGGACUUGUUGGUGUUUGAAUCUUUGGUAUUUAGAUUCAAUGUACUGUAUGUUGUAAUUGCCUUUCCAGACAGAGAGUUUGCACUCCACAUGUUUACUGUAAGUGUUCCAAAAGCAGCUGUGUACUUUUUUUCCAGUGGUGUUUAUAAUUGCAAAACAGAAAGUUCAUUGCUCUUUCUAAGGUACAUACAUAGGGGAUUAUGAGUACAGUGCGAAUAUAAUAUGUGUGCAACAGUCCCUGCUACAUUACUGUCUGAUAUGCCUUUGCUCAAAAUUAACCCGACCAACGACUCGUACAUGACUCAGCUGAGGAUGACGGCUAUUUUAAAUGAAACCCGAGUCAGCUGGUCUGUAUCUGUAAACAAAUCAGUAAUAGUUGUCCAUGUUUGAGAAACUGAGGUACAUUCACAUUACAGUGUUGCUGCACUUUGGCUCUAAUCCCAAAGAGGAGUUAUUUGGAAAAUUCUGCAUUACUAAUUCAGGAUAAGGGAUCAAGAAGUUGGAAUUUGAUCAAUUGCUACCACUGUAGUAAAAUACAUAUUGUCAUGGGUACACUGAGGUACUUUCUCGCGACUUUUAGCUGUUAUGGAAGAAGGCUGCAGCUAUGGGUAGGUUAACUAAUUUUACAUUGUGGCAUUGCACUGACUACAGCACUGUGUGGAACGGUCUUUGUCUCUUAUGACUAUUCACAUGAACCUCAUUUUGAUAGCGCUAAAGAAUUACCACAGUAUUUUUCAAGAACAUAGCUGAGCACAGCAUGACUCUAUGAGGCCACAUUAAAGUAUUGCUGAAGCAUUUUACAAGACUUUUCAGGAUAAAAUAGUAGCGUCACUUGAAAGUUAACCAAGCAUUAGCGGGAAUGAACAUUUCUUCAUUUUGGAAAAAGUGUACAAGCUACCAAAGACACCUUAAAUUGACUGACAAAAAGAUGCACAAAUAGUCUAUUUUAACACAGUACUAACACUAGCAAUAAGGGCAUGAGCAUUGAUUGAUAGUGCUGUUCUUUAGAAUGUAUGAGAUGUUUUGUAUAAAAUUAUCUUUUUAUAUCAAUGAACUUUAUGGAUGUUGCCUUCUGUGUGCGUUUUUUUUUUAUAACUGUCAUCCUUCAUUCUGACUUUUUUGCUGGCAAAAGAAUAUCACAUUUAGCAACAGAAAGCUAAAAUAUUAGCAUUAACUACAAUAGACAGAAGUCAAGUGUUAUAUUUUGUGUACAAUUUUCUACAUUUUUAUACAAAUGUGCUAUAUUUUACCAGUUUAUGAAUAAAGAUGUUCAGUGAGGUGGAUGUAGGUUUGUCAAACUUUUCUUUUCAUGUCCGUUGUUUUACACCAAUGUGGCUUUGUGUUUUAUAAAAACACUGAUACUACUCAAAUGUUUUAAUGAGCCAUAUCUGCACAAUGUGUCCAUCAAGGAGGUUUAAAGUAAAGACAUGGGUAAAAUG